This is a messenger RNA of Acipenser ruthenus (sterlet), 3488 nucleotides long. RefSeq names its product calnexin-like. Gene Ontology annotation, biological process: protein folding. The transcript has 15 exons. Gene Ontology annotation, cellular component: endoplasmic reticulum membrane; endoplasmic reticulum. The record is from RefSeq and is a predicted model, not a curated record. Lineage: Eukaryota; Metazoa; Chordata; Actinopteri; Acipenseriformes; Acipenseridae. The coding region runs from base 87 to 1727 and encodes 546 amino acids. Gene Ontology annotation, molecular function: calcium ion binding.
CUGAAGGGUGAAAGUUCAUCUUUGAAUUAAAGGUCAUUACAAGCAGAUUCAGAAGACGAUACUUUCGGUUCUUUCUGGAAAGUGAAAUGAUGUAUGUGCUUUCGCUGCUCGUGUUAUCGUGCACCUCCGUGUACUCGCAGGAGACUUUUGGGGGUGCCUAUAAACCCCCGCAGCCAGCAGGUGGCCUGCAUUUCUCUGAAUCCUUUCACUCCAGCACCAUUGAGGACAGCAAAUGGGUGACGUCCAAAGCAAGAAAAAAGGAUGAUGAUGACAAUGAGGUGAAAUAUGACGGACUGUGGGCUUUGGAGGAACCAGUGGAACAGAAGCUACCCGGGGAUAAAGGACUUGUCCUGAAAUCCAGAGCGAGGCUCCAUGCCAUAGCUGCCCCUCUGGAUAGAGUCUUUCACUUCCAUGAUCAGCCACUCAUAGUGCAAUAUGAGGUCACCUUUCAGAAGGGGAUAGACUGCGGAGGGGCCUACAUAAAGCUCCUGUCUCACAGCAACCAGCUCGAUUUGACUCAGUUCCACGACACAACCCCAUUCUCCAUCAUGUUUGGCCCAGACAAGUGCGGAGAGGAUGACAAACUACACUUCAUCUUCCGACACAGAAACCCUGUGACAGGACUGUAUGAGGAGAAGCACGCCAAGAAACCUGACGUUGACCUGAGAGACUACUACACUGACCACAAGCCACACCUGUACACUCUCUAUUUACACCCAGACAACAACUACGAAAUCCUAAUUGACCAAUCAGUGGUCAGCAAGGGCAGCCUUCUAAAGGACAUGACCCCUCCUGUGACCCCUCCCAGGGAGAUUGAGGACCCUGCUGACACCAAGCCCAAUGAGUGGGACGAUCGAAUCCACAUCCCAGACCCCACUGUCCAGAAACCCCAUGACUGGGAUGAGGAUGCACCUCCUCAGAUCCCAGACCCUAUGGCUGUGAGACCCCCUGGCUGGCUGGCGGAGGAGCAGCCGUUCAUCCCUGACCCCGAUUCAGAGAAGCCGGACGAUUGGGAGGAGGAGAUGGAUGGUGAGUGGGAGGCACCUAAGAUCCCUAACCCCGCUUGCAAGGACGCUGUUGGCUGUGGGAAAUGGACUCCUCCUCUAGUCUCCAACCCCGCCCACAAGGGGAAGUGGAAGCCACCAGUGAUUGCCAAUCCCAACUACCAGGGGGUGUGGAAGGCCCGAGUGAUUCCAAACCCCGGUUAUUUUGAGGACCCCCACCCCUUUCGCAUGGACCCCAUCGGGGCUGUGGGUCUGGAGCUCUGGUCCCUGACUCCUGACCUCCUGUUUGACAACUUCCUGGUGUGCUCUGAGAAGAGCCUGGCUGAUCGCUGGACUGCAGAGUCCUGGGGGCAGAAGCAGGCAGCGUAUGAUGCAGAUGCGCCGGGUGUCGUGUUGAAGCUCUUUGCAGCCACAGAGAAGAGGCCCUGGCUUUGGGGGGUGUACGUAUUCACAGUGGCUCUGCCUGUCGUCUUGAUAAUCAGCUUCUGCUGGCCAGACAAGAGGUUCGGUCCUCCUGAUCAGGACUAUUUCUAUAAGAAGACAGAUGAUCCACAGCUGGAUGAUUCUGUGGAUCCGGAGGAGGGCUCCAAGUCUUCAGCCCAGGGCACAAAAGCAAUGGGAAGUAAAGAUAAUAAUGGAACUAAAACAGAUGACAUCAAGAGACCAUCAAAAGCAGACCUGGAAGUAAAAGACCAGGUUCAAUCUAGAAGAGGAAGGUCCUGAAGAAGUGAUCUUCUCUGCCUACCUUAACUAUAUUGUAAGAACAAUGCCCACUAGCCUGGGUAUAUCAUGGGAUAUUAAAAGAGGUAUACAUGCACUCCAACACCCCCCAGGAGAUCACCUAUGAUACUGAGCCACAUUCCAAGCACACUUUAAGAUACUGCCUUAACAGAUCAUACACAGCUGUUUUCUAUUGAAUAUCUUUUUUUUUUUUCAAUUUAAUUCCAUUACCAGUAAAAAUGAACUGUUUCAUUGCUACAUUGAUAUAAGCAUUGGUCAUAUCAAUGACACAAAUAUUUUCACGUACUUUUCCCCUUAUGGCAAGACCUUGGGUUGCUUGUACACAAAACAAUCUAAUUUCUAAUUUUGACUGACUCCGAUUUUUUUAAAUUUUUUUUUUAUACAAGUGAGCAUUUCCGUGUUUUCUGUAAAGCGUAGCUCUCUCCUUAUAAAACCUGACAAUUUCAACAACCAAACUUAUGAUAUUUUUAUAAUCAUGCAUGAAACAGAUUAUUUACAAUCUCAAAUAAAUAAAAUAAACAUGCUCACAUUUCUUUAUAACACUUUAUUUUUUCCAUUUUCUUUUAAAACAGGGGUUAAAUAACCAAAAAAACCUUUUUUUUUUUAUUAAAGUGCAGUAAACACAAACGUAUCUUCACUAACAGUGAACUGAAUGGGGAAUUUGAGUGAGUGAUGAUAACUUCAGCGGAUUACCUGGUGAACAGUGGGGUUGGACUUCAGCUUCUCUAUGCACAGUUCUCAUUAGAAACACUGUCAAUUCCCCAGUGUAAAAUGACAUGCACAUCAAAUUCUUACUGAAGUGAUUAAAGGUCAAUGCAAACUACAGCUCAACCACUGAGGCGGGGGAAAUAACUUGACCUCCACAAGCCUCAGUCCCUCUCCAGGUUCAAACACAAGCCCUUACGAUAUACACAUGGAUGUAGUAGUAGCUGGGCUGCCCAGAAUGUAUUUGUUAAAAAAAAAAAAAGUAAGACAUGAAAUUAACUGAAAUUAACUGAACUUUUAAAGUGUUUUAUAAAUGAAUAGUUUUAAGAAUUUCUACCUGACACAAACCAGCCUUUGAAAGAUUAGCUUGGUGUUAGUUUUUUUUCCCCCCAUUUUCUUUCAGAACAGGGAUUUUUUUUAAGUGCAUUUAACACAAACGUACCUUUACUAACAGCGAAUUGAAUGGGGCCUUUGAGCAUGUGAUGAUAACUUCAGUGGAUUACCUGGAUUUAUCAUUUAAAUUAUAGCCAUAAGAGGUCUUAACGAUUAGUAAAUGAAUCACGUGGAUUGCUGCUACCAUCAAGGAAAAGGGGGUUGGAGGCAAUAUAGUCAAUAUAUAAAAAAAUUAAAGCUAAAGAAAUAAAUAAUACAUGCUUCUUAAAAAAAGCACUACUCUUCCAUUGACUGAUGUAGAGAAGAGGAACUUCACAGAACACAUUAGAGAACUAGGAUCCUCAACAUGAGAAUGUCAGUCUCUCUCUCUGUUUUUUGAGCAGCUGCACUUUCAGGAUUGGGGCUCACAUGAGUAGUACGGCCAUCAGUGCAUGUUCUGCAAUGGCCUUUGAUGUAAAUUUCAGAUUCCAUUGUCCUGGACGCAGCUCACCAUUUUCUUUCAUCUGCACGUCGGGCACAGAUGGGUUCCUGCCUUUUCAGUGUGUUUUCAUGUAUUAAUCUAUUUAGCUCAGUGGGAUUGGAUUUCUAUUUUUCUAAUAUAUAUAUAUAUAUAUAUAUAUAUAUAUAUAUAUAUAUAUAUAUAUA